Baudoinia panamericana UAMH 10762 is the source of this 1323-nucleotide messenger RNA. RefSeq lists its product as uncharacterized. The record is from RefSeq and is a predicted model, not a curated record. Bases 159 to 1280 code for a protein of 373 amino acids. Gene Ontology annotation, biological process: D-sorbitol catabolic process. Gene Ontology annotation, molecular function: L-iditol 2-dehydrogenase (NAD+) activity. Lineage: Eukaryota; Fungi; Ascomycota; Dothideomycetes; Mycosphaerellales; Teratosphaeriaceae. The transcript has 2 exons.
GAAAACGUGCAACAGAAGCCUCAGCAGACCCCUUCGGACGACCUGUUGUCAGUGAACGUAGCGCAGUCCCUCAGUUUCGUUGGUAGAGUUCGAGCUGUCUACCAAGCCACCUUAGUGUCCGGCUGUGUAACGCUUGCUGCAGGCUGCUGUACGAAGCCAUGUCGACCACCACCACCACCAUCGCGCCGUCCAAGGCCAACAUUGGCGUCUACACCAAUCCAGCGCACGACCUCUGGGUUGGUGAUGCAUCGCCGACAAAGGAAGAAGUCGAGAAGGGCGAGAGCUUGAACCCUGGCGAGAUCACAAUAGCCAUCAAGAGCACGGGCAUUUGCGGGUCCGAUGUUCACUUCUGGCAUGCCGGCCGUAUAGGGCCAAUGAUCGUGGAGGAUACGCACAUCCUUGGACAUGAGUCUGCAGGUAUCGUUGUUGCGAAGCAUCCUUCAGUCACCACGCACAACGUCGGCGACCGCGUGGCUGUGGAACCCAACAUUAUUUGCGGCGAGUGUGAACCGUGCUUGACGGGUCGAUACAAUGGCUGCGAUAAAGUCGAGUUUCGCUCAACGCCACCUAUCCCAGGCUUGCUGAGAAGGUAUGUCAACCAUCCAGCUGUAUGGUGCCACAAGAUCGGGAACAUGAGUUACGAGGAUGGCGCGCUACUCGAGCCUCUGUCCGUGGCACUAGCAGGCAUGCAGAGGGCGAACAUCACGCUCGGUGACAGUGUGUUGGUAUGCGGUGCUGGUCCCAUCGGUCUGGUAACGCUUGCAUGUGUGAAGGCUGCAGGCGCAGAGCCCAUCGUGAUCACGGACAUUGAUGAAGGCCGCUUAAAGUUCGCAAAGGAGUUUUGCCCGUCUGUUCGGACGCACAAGGUCGAGUUCUCUCAUUCACCGGAAGACUUUGCGAAACUGGUGGUAGAGAAAGCUGAUGGCGUUGAGCCAGCCGUGGUCAUGGAAUGCACAGGUGUCGAGUCGUCCAUCUCCGGCGCAAUCCAUGCCGCAAAGUUUGGUGGCAAGGUUUUCGUUAUCGGUGUUGGACGGCCAGAGAUCAAAAUCCCUUUCAUGCGCUUGAGUACUCGAGAGGUUGACUUGCAAUUUCAAUAUCGAUACGCCAAUACCUGGCCCAGAGCAAUUCGACUGCUGAAAGGUGGUGUGAUUGACCUUAGCAAGCUCGUAACGCAUCGGUUCAAGCUGGAAGAGGCCGUGGAAGCGUUCAAGGUAGCCGCAGACGCCAAGCAAGGGGGCAUCAAGGUCAUGAUACAAAGUAUGGAAGACGGAGAGAAAUAGCCUGACGAUGAAGAUCGCGAAGCGUAUCUGCAGGUUAUGGCAG